AUGUUUGAAAAAAAGUUUAUUAACAAUCCUGAAUCAGUUGUGGAUGAUUCUUUAAAAGGACUAGUUUUGAGCUCGGGAGGUCGUCUACAUUUCGCUAAGGGAAGCUCUAGGGUAGUGAUCAGAAAAGGACAGUGUGAAAAAGAUAAAGUGAAACUCAUAUCAGGAGGAGGAUCAGGUCAUGAGCCUUUUGCUGCUGGUUAUAUCGGAGAGGGUAUGCUCGAUGCCGCUGUUUGUGGGGAUAUUUUCGCAUCACCACCAUCCAGCAACGUACUACUAGCUCUUGAAGAAACCAAAUGCUCAGCUGGAGCAAUACUUUUUGUCAUAAACUAUACAGGAGAUAGAUUGAACUUUGGACUCGCGGCUGAAAAAUUCAAAACAAACCGAGGAAAGGUUGUGGUUAUAACCAUUGGUGAUGAUAUCUCCUUGGAGAAAGAAUCAAAAACCGGAAGAAGAGGGCUGGCUGGAGUUGUAUUCAUAAUCAAGAUAGCUGGUGCCAUGGCUGAUAGAGGGAAUAGCUUGGAAGAUAUCGCAGCGUUCUGUGAGAGAGCUAACAGCCAUAUCGCCACGAUUGGUGUAUCCCUAUCGCCUUGUAGCUUACCAGGUAAAAAACAGAUGUUCGAGUUGGGACAGGAUGAAAUGGAAGUCGGACUUGGAAUACACGGUGAGCCGGGAAAGGAAAGAACGACGCUCAAAAAAUGUGCAGAGAUAGCCGAAAUCUUAUUAAACAAUUUGACACAAAAUAAAAACAAUGACCUAGAUGUAGUUCUGAUGCUGAAUAACUUGGGAUCAACUUCGCAGAUCGAACUAAAUGUAUUAUUGGGAGAGAUUCUACGACUAUCUAAAGAUAAAGGACUGCGCGUGCAGAAAGUGUAUGUCGGAUCGUUUAUGACCUCUAUAAAUGGACAUGGCGUCAGUCUCAGUUUGUUAGAAGUAUUCUCGAACCGCAUCUUAGAGCUAUUAGAUUCUCCCGCCGACCCGGUUGUUUGGAACAAUGGUUACUAUCUGGGAAACGUUAUUGACAUCCCGUCAUUAAGUGUUUCAAAUGAUAAUUCGAAAAGUCCAAAGCAAAACCCUGUGGAGGACAGUUCGUUGAGUGAACAGAUGAGAAUUGUUAAGGAAUGUGUUUUGAACGUUUGUCAAGAGAUGAAAAUAAGAGAACUAGAGCUAAACGAACUGGAUGGCAAAACUGGUGAUGGGGACUGCGGAUCCACAUUUGCACGAGCCGCUUUAGCUAUCGAGAAAGCUAUAGAUAACGGUCACAUUCAGUUCUCCGAUUAUGGUUCAACUCUUUUUGAUAUCGCUGAACAAUUCGAGAAAGAAGUUGGAGGGACGAGUGGAGCUAUUUACGCUUUGAUGAUUGGAGCAGCUUCUACGGAAAUCAAAGAGGGACUGUCAUUCGAGUUUGUCAAUGCGUUGAAUAAAGCACUCGGAACCAUAAUGAAGUACGGAAGAGCUGUACCUGGAGACAGAACAAUGGUUGAUAGUUUAGCAGCAGCAACCCAUGAAGCAGAAAAAAGCGAGAAAUUAGACUGGCAUGAUGUUCUAGAGGCGACGCGAAAAGCUGCUCUAUCUACUGCUUCAAUGAGAGCAAGCGCUGGGAGAGCAGCCUACACAUCUGACCAAAUGCAAACGGAGCCAGAUGCAGGAGCCAUGGCUCUUUACUACUGGAUGAGUGCUAUCAUGAAAAAAUUGUGA
Auanema sp. JU1783 is the source of this 1695-nucleotide messenger RNA. The record is from the annotation of a GenBank genome assembly. Lineage: Eukaryota; Metazoa; Nematoda; Chromadorea; Rhabditida; Rhabditidae.